AUGGCUAGAGCAAUGGGAGGGGGCCCCGGCAUAGAGAACAGUAAGGAUAACGAGCGCUCCGCCCGCUUGGCGGGCGGCAGGAGCUGCGGGCAAGUGCUUGGUAGGCCAACAGCCCUGGGGCCGGACGGCUUUGUUUGCCCCAGCUUGGCUAAUCGCAUCCCCGCGCAACGACAUUCCGCCCCUUACCGUUCUCGCUCAGUCUUUGCAACGGCUGGGGAGGCAGUCGUAGAAGCGAAGCCUAUCGCCACGCCGACCAUAAAAGACGAGAUUGGGCCCCUUCUCAAAGAUUUGAUGGAAUGGCCCACCCAAGAGCGCUUAUGUAAUAUGGGAACUCAUGGCUGGAAACAAUCCUUCCUUAUGGUUUUGAUAUCCGGUAGGAAUAAUCAGAAUAAAAGUCCAGAUUUUUUUGUUGCUAAAUGUUACGGCCUAAAUGCUGAACUAUUGACCCUACUUGUUCGGAUGGGUGUUCACCCCAAAGUGUUCCCGGACCGCAUGCAUACAUACGUAAGUAACUUAGUGCAACAUGGCAAAUUUAAUUGA
Messenger RNA from Vicia faba (fava bean), 540 nucleotides. Lineage: Eukaryota; Viridiplantae; Streptophyta; Magnoliopsida; Fabales; Fabaceae. The record is from the annotation of a GenBank genome assembly.